UGCCUCAUCAUAAAAGCUAGUAACACAUGUAGCUGCUAGCUGGGCGUAUCACAUGUGAGGUCGAAACCAUUGCUUUCCAUCCAUCAGCCAUGAUUUCGGGGGUGUCAUCUCCUCGGAAGCUCUUGCUACUGGCGGCCGCUCUUCUUACGCUGUCUGUGGCCAUGGCGGCGUCGCCUGCGGCUGCGCCGGCGAACCAGAGCAGCUGCUACAAGCGUCUAUUCAGCUUCGGUGACUCUCUGAUCGACACCGGGAACUACAUCGUCCACUUCUCCACCACGCCGGGUCCGGUCAUGGAGUUGCCAUACGGCGAGACUUUUUUCGGCCGCCCCACCGGCCGCUGGUCCGACGGCCGCCUCAUCGUCGACUUCAUCGUGGAGAGGCUGGGUUUCCCUUACUGGCCGGCGUACCUGCAAGCGGCGGCGGCGGCCGGUAACUCGCUGGCGGAGGAGUUCCGGUACGGUGUAAAUUUCGCGGUGGCAUCCGCCACGGCGCUUAGCCGGGAUUUCUUCAGGAAGAAGCACCUCCAAGUUGACCAGAUGCCCCCCUACUCCCUCGACGUCCAGAUUGGGUUGUUCAAGAAAGUUCUCGCCGUGCUUGGCUCCACGGACCAAGAGAGGAAGGCGGUAAUGGCGAGCUCGCUGUUCCUGGUGGGGGAGAUCGGCGCCAACGACUACAUCCAGCCCUUGUUCCAGAACAAGACACUCGAAUGGGUCAGGCCCCUCGUGCCCCGGGUCAUCAGCUCCAUCGCUCUGUCCAUCGAGGCUCUAAUCAAGCUGGGCGCCAAGACCAUGUAUGUGCCAGGCGUGUUCCCCAUGGGGUGCACCCCGCUGUUCCUCGGCACCUUUUCCGGCGACGGCCGCGACCCUGUCACGGGCUGCCUGCGGUCUCACAACGACCUCACCCUCGUUCACAACCACAUGCUGAAAUCGAAGCUCGACGAGCUCCGCCGCGACCACCCUGGCGUUUCCAUCAUUUACGUCGACUACUAUGACGAGGUGCUCAGCCUCAUCACCAAGCCGCUGGAGAAUGGGUUUGCAAUGGAGACGUUGCUGGACGCGUGUUACCCCGUCUUCGUUCCUCGAAGGGAGGCGGUGCGGUGCCCGGACCCGUUGAGGUACGUGUGGUGGGACGGUGUGCACUUGACGGAGGCGGCGUACAAGAUCAUGGCACGCGGGAUACUUGACGGCCCGUUUGCUGUGCCGUCCAUCAUGUCCACAUGCAACCGCAACUUCUAGACUUGCGUGACUACAAGAGAUGCUAGCUAAGAACCCGUGCGUUGCAACAGGAGAAAAAAAAUCACCAUCUUCAAUGACGAUGACCACAUUAUAUUCAUAUUUCAUCACAUGAUUUCAAAAAUUUGUUCACAAAUGCAAGAAAAUAUUCUUUUUUUUAAUUUAUCCAGAAAGAUUGUGCUGAAGCUGUAGUGCCAGAGCUGCAAGCACUGCUCCCAACGCAGCAUCAAGAGGUCUCUUCCUUUUCUCUUGAACUAAGCAUUUAUUUUUCUUUUGUGUGGCUCUCUCAACAUUUUGUCCUGAACUAUGUUGCAAGCAUUUUGGGGUCGGUGGAGGCAA
This is a messenger RNA of Hordeum vulgare subsp. vulgare (domesticated barley), 1571 nucleotides long. Its product is annotated as sinapine esterase-like. Bases 90 to 1235 code for a protein of 381 amino acids. Lineage: Eukaryota; Viridiplantae; Streptophyta; Magnoliopsida; Poales; Poaceae. The record is from RefSeq and is a predicted model, not a curated record. Gene Ontology annotation, molecular function: hydrolase activity, acting on ester bonds. The transcript is spliced from 3 exons.